Molecule: messenger RNA, 1796 nt
Organism: Panicum hallii
Lineage: Eukaryota; Viridiplantae; Streptophyta; Magnoliopsida; Poales; Poaceae
Exons: 2
Coding region: 408-1484 (358 amino acids)
Source: RefSeq, a predicted model, not a curated record
UGGCGGCGGCGGCGGACACAACGAGGAAGGAAGGCGCCGCCCAUGGCGAUCAAACGGGACCCCGACCGGCGACCGCUUUGAGCGAGCGAGGCAGCCACCGACGCGCGUUCGCGGGCGCGCCGAAACACCCCGUAAAACCGCGUCGUCUCGUCCCCGGCGGGGAAUAAACAAAGAGCCAGGUUGUCCGUGAGGAGGCGAGAGGCGGAGGAGCACGCCGCGAGCGCGACCACGUCCGCAUUCGCGCCCCGAUAAAUAACACCGGAGCGCGGGAUGCUCGCCGCCCACCUACCGCUCCCCCUCACCUCACCUGAUCACCUCUCGAGAGAGAGCCCUCUCCCUCCGGCCGCCCGUCUGUCUGUGCCAACCAUCCAUCCUCGCCAUUCUCUCGCCGCGAAACCAAACAGGCCAUGGAGCGGCUGCUGUGGGCGCCGGCGCCGGCGCUGGUCUGCGGCGGCAAGCGGAGCAAGGGCGAAGACGCCGUCGCGGACCCGCUGGGCACGGUGGGCGAGUGGCUGUGCCGGGCCGCGCUGCAGCCGCCUCCGCCGCCGCGGAUGUGCGGGACGCCCGGGGGCCCGCCCGUGACGGCGCGCCGGGUGCGCCUCAGCGACGGCCGCCACCUGGCCUAUGAGGAGUCCGGCGUGCCUAAGGAGACCGCGCGCUACCGGAUCGUCUUCUCGCACGGCUUCACGGGGUCCCGUCUCGACAGCCUCCGCGCCUCACAGGAAGUGGCCGAGGAGCUGGGCGUGUACAUGGUGGGCUUCGACCGCGCCGGCUACGGCGAGAGCGACCCCAACCCGUCCCGCUCCGUGCGCUCCGCGGCGCUGGACAUGGAGGAGCUCGCCGACGCGCUGGGCCUCGGCGACAGGUUCUACGCCGUCGGCUUCUCCCUCGGCUGCCACGCCGUGUGGGGCGCGCUCAGGUACAUCCCGCACCGGCUGGCGGGCGCCGCGAUGCUGGCGCCCGUGGUCAACUACUGGUGGCCCGGGCUCCCGGCGGGCGUGGCGGCGGAGGCGUACGGCCGGCAGGCGCGCGGCGACCAGUGGGCGCUCCGCGUGUCGCACCACGCCCCGGGGAUCCUCCACUGGUGGAUGGGCCAGCGGUGGCUGCCCACCUCCACCGUCGUCGACAACACCACGCACCUCCCCAACAGGCGCGACGCCGAGGUCCGCCGCGAGCUCGCCGCCGACGGCACGCUCCGGAGGAAGCGGGAGGUGGCGACGCAGCAGGGAAUCCACGAGUCCUACUACCGGGACAUGACGGUCAUGUUCGGCAAGUGGGAGUUCGACCCCAUGGGCCUGCCGGAGCCGCCGUGCCCCGUGCACCUGUGGCAGGGCGACGAGGACGGCCUCGUGCCGGUCGAGCUGCAGCGACACGUCGCCGGGAAGCUCGGCUGGGUCAACUACCACGAGCUCCCCGGCACCGGGCACUUCCUCUCCGCCGUCCCCGGCCUCGGGGACACCGUGCUCCGGACACUUUUCGGCUGAGCCGCCGCCGCAAAGCCGUGGCGACAUCAACGAAGUACAGCAGAGUUGGUAGUCGCUUAGCGGGUUAUGCAAAGUACAGGACAGUGGUCAUGAUACAUGGGCCACGAGGCAGCAUGUAGAUUUUGUUCUUUCUUUUUUUUUGUAAAAGGAAAUUUUGCUGCCAGGAAGCCCCUGAAAUUUGGAGAUUCUUUGACAGAAAGUGAUGCUCUACCAUUCUAGGUAGCAUUUCAUUUUUUUUUAAUUCUCAGUGUCUACCAUGCAAAGUGAUGGAGCUUGUGGAUUCUAGUGUAUAAGAGGAUUCUAUUCUAACAA